CUUUUCGCUUUGCUUUCCAUACUUUGCAACAACAACAACAAAAAAACGACACACUUCGCACGAGACAGUGGUGUUAGGGUGUGAGAACAGAGAACGUGAAGAUGGUAGGUGACAGGACAAAGAAGCUGAAAGUUGCAGAGAAUUUGGAGGAUAUCGACGGAGAACUCGUUCUCUCCAUCGAGAAGUUGCAGGAGAUCCAAGACGAACUCGAAAAGAUCAAUGAGGAGGCAAGUGACAAAGUCCUCGAAAUAGAGCAGAUGUACAAUGAGAUAAGGAAGCCGGUUUACAAUAAGAGAAAUGAAAUCAUCAAGUCUAUUCCUGACUUCUGGUUGACUGCUUUUUUGAGUCAUCCUACCCUUGGUGAACUUCUGAACGACGAAGAUCAAAAGAUAUUUAAGUAUUUGGAUUCUCUUGAGGUUGAAGAUCAUAAAGAUGUCAAAUCAGGCUACACAAUCACCCUUAAUUUCAAUCCCAAUUCCUAUUUUGAGGAUUCAAAGCUUACAAAAACUUUUACCUUCCUCGAAGAAGGUACAACAAAGAUUACUGCUACCCCCAUAAAAUGGAAAGAGGGCAAGGGAAUUCCCAAUGGAGUCGAUCAUGAGAAGAAAGGAAACAAGCGGGCUCCUAUUGAUGUUAGCUUCUUUAGUUGGUUUAGUGACUGUGAGCAGAAAGAUGAUAUGGAUGACAUCCAUGAUGAGGUUGCAGAAUUAAUCAAGGAUGAUUUAUGGCCAAAUCCACUCACCUAUUUCAACAAUGAGCCUGAUGAAGAGGAUGUUGAUGAUGAAGCUGAUGAUGAGGGAAAGGAUGAGGCUGACUCCGAAGAUGAUGAGCAAGAGGAUGAUGACGAUGACGGUGAGGAUGACGACGACAAUUGAAAAAUGCAUUAUGGUGGUGUUACCUGUUUAUUUUUCUAUGUAACUAGGCUUUUUGGCAUGGUGACCAUGGCCAUUCAUUCGAGGUAUUAACUUAUGUCUGCAGGUAGAGCUACCAAGGCCAGUUAGUCGAUAGCUGAACAUAAUCUAUUAAUUAACCUGUGAAUUUAUUUAUGCUGGUUUCGCCCUUCAUGCACUCUGUGAUACUAGUGGUAUUAGGCUUUUUCUCUUGGCUCUUUAUUGGGGAACUACGUAGUCAAAUUACAGUAUUUGGUGUAUAGCUGUUUGCAUUUCUUAGCAUGAAGGAUUACUAUUGAAGGCAUUUUACUGGUAUCCAAUAUCAUUUCAAUGCUAUUCCUUAUGUUUUCCUCCCACCUGAUGACUAUUUUUGGAAUGAGUGUUCCUUCCAUUUUCUUCUUAGAAGUAGUGAUGAAUAAUAGAUUAAUUCAUAUAGUGUUGUCAAAUAGCUGCUUUCCCGCCGUGGUGUGGCAGAAUUUGAGCAAACUGCCAUCAGACAUGCAUGGCGUUGAGGGUUCUGCGUGCUGGCUGCUUUUAUCAUGGGUCAUGGCGGUUAUUGACAGUCCUAGGCGGAAUUAACAGCUUGGACUUCUUUUUUUUAAAACAAAAAUGGGCAUUGUUUUGAAAGAGAUAUAUGAAAUCCCAACAGUGUGGAGCAGCUAUGACGUCCUUUGCAAACGGAAUGAACUCCAUAUCCACCAUCUCCUACGACUGUGCUAACUGUCCUACCCAUCUUUGGCAAAUAAUCCAUAUUUGAACCUGAAGGGACUCCAUUUUCCUUUCUACUUUGUGUUGUGUCUCUUCCACAAUUUCUUCUGAUCUUUGAUUCUCUUUGGUAACAACAAUUUGUGCCGCUAUUCUCUCUAAUUCUCUAUUUCUUUUAUUUCCCAUGUUCUUUGUUCCUCCUUUUUUACGCUUUCUGGGUAGGUUUUCUGUUCCUGACUCUGACUGUAAUUUGAUUGUUCCUCU
Messenger RNA from Gastrolobium bilobum, 1859 nucleotides. Its product is annotated as NAP1-related protein 2-like. NCBI's taxonomy places the organism in Eukaryota, Viridiplantae, Streptophyta, Magnoliopsida, Fabales, Fabaceae. The transcript is spliced from 10 exons. Gene Ontology annotation, molecular function: histone binding; chromatin binding. Gene Ontology annotation, biological process: nucleosome assembly. Gene Ontology annotation, cellular component: chromatin; nucleus. The record is from RefSeq and is a predicted model, not a curated record. Bases 102 to 875 code for a protein of 257 amino acids.